CGAUCAUCCGUGUUUAGCAUGCAUCAAUAAAAUUGUUUUGUCAUUCUCGUUCAUACAGACUUUCACCCAGCUUCCUUUAUUACGAACUUGAUUCAAUCCCAGCACAUCAAAGCACAGCUGCCAUGUCUAGAGCCUUCUCUACCGCACGUCAGACCCUUGCAAGAUGGCUGGGGUACAACAAGGAACUACUUCCUCCCGUGUUCAAAGAGGCCGCCGAGCGCUACGUAGAGAACGGUGCUGUACAGGUAAGUUGUUGAAAUCUUAGGAGGCCCUUUGCUAAUUCUUGCUCAGAAACGGAUGCCAGCGAGGCUGCUGACCUGAGCCCUCGGAAGGUCAAAGACGACUACACUAUUUAUUUGUCUCGACCGUUUCGUCGUAAGAAGGGAUGGAGUGGUUUUGGGAUGCCACUGCUUUCAGACUUUGGAGAAGCUCGCAUCGGGGAGGUACACAAUGGAUUGGUGCAGCCCGACAUCUACCGCGCUCCCGAAGUGAUUCUCGGAAUGAGUUGGACAGCAAAAGUCGAUAUAUGGAACGUUGGAGUGCUGAUCUGGGAUCUCUUCGAGGACCACCAUCUAUUUGAUGGUAGGGGACCAGAUGGUCGUCAUUCUGAUGCCCAACUCCUCGCCGAAAUGAUAGCAAUGCUCGGCCCUCCACCUGCUGAAUUUCUGCGCAAAUCAUCCCUCAGUCAAAAUUACUGGGACAUCUCAGGCCAAUGGAAAGCCUCUGAAGUAAUCCCACCUAUCUCACUGGAGGAUUCUGAAGAGUAUCUGGAGGGAUCGAACAAGCAAAUGUUUAUGCAGUUCGUUAGGAAGAUGCUUCGAUGGGACCCGGAGGAGAGACAGAGCGCCCGUGAACUUUUAACAGACCCUUGGUUAAACAAUCAAAAGUAGUGUCAACCUUAUCCCCUGGCCCAAAGGGACUCCCGCCAUAGAAGAUACAACCAUAAAUGCUCCCCAAGCAAGCGUUUUCACCGAACUACGUUCUCUGGAUCCUGAGAGGCUGGAGUAACAUCCUUGGCAUCAAAUUAUAGAGGGCGUU
This is a messenger RNA of Monascus purpureus, 1038 nucleotides long. NCBI's taxonomy places the organism in Eukaryota, Fungi, Ascomycota, Eurotiomycetes, Eurotiales, Aspergillaceae. The record is from the annotation of a GenBank genome assembly.